AUGACAACUAACGGCGCGUCUGAUGCCGACGAGAAAGUGACUGAAAACGUCAAGGAUGGUGUAAUUGACUUGGAGGAGCAACCGGGAGCUGACGUGGACGGAAAGGCUGACGUGGACAAUGUGGAUAAGGGCGAUGAAUUUGACCUAGAUGGUGAACCUGAGGAUGUGGACGGAUCGUCGGGAAGAGCGGAGAACGCGAGUGUGCCGGGAACAACGGCGGAGGAUGCGGAUCAAGAGAUGGUAAAUGUCGACACCGACGGUCCUGACCCUCAGAUUCCAGGGUACGCCAUUCGUUACGAAAACGUUCGCCGGUCUUUCGCGGACCUGCAAGCGAAAUCGGCGAUGCUCGCGAGCUGCAUCGCGCAGUGGAAAGAGCUGGACGAGUUUUUCGCCGCGAGCGAGGAAAGGCUCCGAAAGCGGGAGCAGGACGUGAGCGAGAGAGAGCGAGCCCUAGAGGAGAAGACGCGGACCGUUACAAAGCAACUCGAUAAGCGAGAGAGUGCGAUCGCGUCUCGCGAAUCUGCGUCGAUGCAGCGAGUGCAGGAGCAGCGAGAUGCAGCUUUCGCUGCUCUUGCGGAGGAGAGGAAGAAAUGGAUGGAGGAGAAGGAGAAGAGCCGUGAGAAGGACAAGGCGGCGAGCGGGAAGGGUAAGGAAGGGAGCGACAAGGCGAGGCGCGAGAGCGAGAGGAAGGAGAGCAGCGACAAGGCUGAGAAGGAUAAGAAGGAGAAGGAGAACGAGAGGGAGAAGGAGAAGGAGAAACUAACGGAAGAGAAGAAAAAGGAGGAGGAGAAGGAGAAGGAGGCGGGCAAGAUUAAGGAAGAGGCUCGAUCUGAAGGGGACAAGGAAAAGGACAAGGCUUCGGCCUCAGCCCGUGCUGCGCGCGCGGCCAGUGAAGACAAGUCGUCUGGAAAGCAAGCUGGCACCGAGGCUCCUGCUAGCGAGCCCGCCAGUAACGGAGUGGCUACAGCCGCCAAUACAGCCGAGCGCGCUACGGCUACCCCUAAGGACGCCAAGUCCGACAAGACCCCGCGAUCCGGAGACGAGUCGGGGGAGGCGGCGGUGCGCGUGAGCGCGGAGCUGCGCGGGCUGUGCGCGGGGAUGGACGCGGAGGGGCUGAAGCGCUACGUGAUGCAGAACCGGCGCGACAUUAGCCGCGUGCGCACGGAGCUUCCGCACGCGCUCCCCCUCGCGCUCGACCCCUGCCGCCUGGUCCUCUCCUGCCUGGACUCCUACAAACCCAAGGCCGUCGAAGCGCCGGCGGCCGGCAAGGAUAAGCGGCGCGAGCCCGUCGAGCCCAGCCACGUGCGCGCCGUUUCCCUCCUCGUGGAAACCCUAGGCCAGGUUUUGGCCAAGCAGGCCAAGGCGGAGGGGGUUUCCGUCCCCGUUAUUGCGCCCUCGAUACAGGAGAAGGCGCGGGGGAUUUUGGACGGGUGGGUGAGGAGCGGGGGACCGCUGAGCAAGGCGGAGGAAGCUUCGUCGCUGGACGCGUGGCUGGUGCUGCAGGUGGCGGCGGUUUUUGGCGUGGCGCGGCAGGUGGACGAAGACGCGCUGCUAGGGUUUGUGGCGUCGUCCGCGCGGCGCAAGCAGACGGCGGACAUGGUGAAGGCCAUGGGGAUCGUGGACAAGAUGCCAGUCGUGGUUGAGCGGCUGGUGAAGGAGGGGCGUGAGGUGGACGCCAUCUACCUGGCGCAUGGCGUUGACCUGCUUGACUCUGUUGACCCCGUUGACCUGCUCAAGCGCAACCUGCGGGAAAUCCGCACGCUUGUCUCCGCCAUGACCAAGAAAGACAAGUCGCUGCAGGCUGAGAACGAGGCGACAUCACGUGAAAUCAGCAUGGUGCGAGCCCUAAUCCGCUGCGUCGACGACUGCAAUCUCAAGACUCUUUUUUCAACGGACCACCUCACCAAGCGCAUCGAGCAGCUCGAGAAGAACCGCCAGCUCCGCAAGCAGCAGGCGCAGGUCGCCAAGCGCGCCGCGCACGAGACACGCGUGCAGCAGGCCAUGGCGGCGAAGCGGCAGCGCCUUGCUACCGGCCCUGUGGGAGGCUUUGGUGGUGGCGGUGGUGGUGGUGUCACGGCCUCCGGCUCGAACGCUCAUCACCGGGACGAGCAGGCGCAGGAGACGGAGGAGGAGGAGGUGGUGGGGGGGGGGGGAGGAGGAAGCGGCAGAUACGACCCGCCUCCUCCUAGGUACAGUGGGGGAGGGGGCGGAUACGCAGGCAGGCAGGAUCAAGUGCAGGUGCAGGUGCAGGGGCAGGGGCAAGCAGCGUAUUCACUUGGAGGGGCAGGUAUGGCUGGGGGAGGUGCCAUCUAUGCGACAGCUAGUGGGGGCCCAGGCAGCCUGGGGCAGGAGGUGGUAUAUGGAGUGGGAACCAUGGGGUCAGCGCUUACCUCACCAGGCGCGGGGGCAGGGUUAGGGGGAGGGCUGUAUGCUGCAGGGGGGGUGGGAGGCUUGGGGAAUGGUUUGGGGGGGACGGUGACAUAUUUGACUGAUGCAGGGGCUGGGCCGCAGCUGCUGGUGCAGAGAGGGAUGUAUGGGGGAGAGGUGGGGGCUGCGGGGACGACGGUGUAUUAUGCGGUGCAGGGGGAUCAGGGGCAGGGGGGUGGGGGAGUGGGAGGUGGGGUGGGGGGAGCGCAGGUCAGUGCAGGACAAGCGACGUAUGAUUAUCAGACUGGGUCGUAUGUUGGAGGGGGUUAUCAGGGGGGUUAUGGUAGGUGA
Messenger RNA from Closterium sp. NIES-65, 2718 nucleotides. Lineage: Eukaryota; Viridiplantae; Streptophyta; Zygnematophyceae; Desmidiales; Closteriaceae. The record is from the annotation of a GenBank genome assembly.